This is a messenger RNA of Racocetra persica, 657 nucleotides long. The record is from the annotation of a GenBank genome assembly. Lineage: Eukaryota; Fungi; Glomeromycota; Glomeromycetes; Diversisporales; Gigasporaceae.
AUGACCAAGCCCCGCAAACUCCACGAACUACAAGGCACUAUUAAUCUUUGCUUGCCAGGACAAUUAGUCCAGAAGUCUGAAAAACCUUGUCCCAGGAAACUUAUCGCGACAAAAAAUAUCUUUUUAAAUUUGAAAAAAGAGUUAGAGGAUGAAGCCACUUUCGAGGCUCGAAGUUUAAAAGAUGUUCCACCCCAGUUUCGUCAGAUCGCUAAAAGAAAUUACAAACCUUUAAAAGGGGAGCGUAAAGCCCUUACCCUAUCCCGUGCCAUUCAUCCCGGAGAAAUCCUGAAAGAAGAAUUAUUGAUUCCGCGAGACAUUAGCCAAGCCGAAUUGGCUCGCAGCAUUAAGGUCUCGGUACGCCGAAUUAAUGAUAUUUGCCAAGGUAAACGAGGUAUUACUCCCGAUACAGCCUUGCUCGCUAAGUUAUUGCUGUCAUUUGACCCUAAGAGGGAGUAUUUUCAAGACGGGAAAAUGCCUGACACAGUAGAAGGGGAAGGAUACGAACCACCUACUAUCGAUUUACGAGCUUAUUAUCAUGGAGCAAUAGUUUAUCCCAUUUAUCGCGAUUUUUUUAGUUUUUAUCAGGAUGAUGACCGCAUGGCCAAUAAGGAAUUGAGUGAUUUUUAUCAAAAAUUAUUAGGCCAUAUUGUUAAAGAA